AUGAAGAAAAUUAAAUUACACCUUCCCGCCGCCAUUUUGAAAGCCGCACUUUGUCUUGUCUCCGCACUUCUGGAUAUACUUGAUCUGCGGACUUUUCAUAGGUUGUAAUAAAGGUUAACCGCGGUCAAACGCACGAGCAUGCGCAAUGCACUCGUAUCCGGUCCCGGCCGGGGAAAUUUCCCGCGCGAAAUUUUAAUUGAAACCAUUGCAGAGACCGGUGUCAAGCAAAGUAUAGUUGAACAAUCGUCAGAAAUACGCUAAAGUUAAGCGAAAUACUUCAAAGUGAAGGUUUUUGUUUUCACAGUUAAUAGUUAGAUAAAUUUUCAUUAUUCUCCGAGUUCACUAAAUUGUUUUGACCUUCACUAAAAAAGUUCUUCGUGUUAAAAGAGCCGACAUGCGAAAGCUUGUCGUCGCCAUUUGCUUAGCCUUGUUUACUGAAUGUCGCCGUUCCAAUGCGUGACGAGUCCACGAAGGGAGAAGCCAACAGGAAGAGAAAACUGUAGUCAAAAACAGCUCCGGAGUGUUGAUUAAGUUUUAUCGAGGGCAGAAGGGGUACCUGCUGAAGGAUCAUGGCCUUGCCUGAGGCAUAGAAACGCGAUACUUGCCAAGGACAAACGCUGCUCCUGUCCGUCUUCGUGGGGACACAGUAAAACCAUUUAAAAUUCCAAUCCUCGAGAGACUGUAUGCAGUAUUUGACGAGGUGGGCAGGAACAACCUGACAACGUUACCGACUACAAACCUCGGACAAAAUGGUGCAAUAAUUAUGCAGAAGCAACGCAGUUAAUAAAUCUCUUCACUCCAAAAACAAACGAAAGAGACAUCAGAAAAUAUGGUAAACCACACUUUACUAAAAUUUUGUUCUCAGCAAUUUGAAUUCAUUGUCCUCUCAUUUUAAGUGAUAUUUUAUAAGCAGAUGAACAACUGUACAGAAAUAUUUUUUUCUCGGUUAAUGGUUUUUUUUCAGCUCUUCCCUCCCCUCCCCUCCCCUCUGCAUGACCUAUUUCCUUGAUUACCUUUUGAGCUCCUGAUCAGGUGAGCCAAGGCUUUCAACAUUUUGCUAUAUAUAAACGCAGUGUGCUUUGCAUUUUAAGCUCGUCGGAAGCAAUUAACUACAAGUGAUCAUCGAAAAACUGGUUGGAGUCAUCCCUGUUUCCAGUUGUCAGAAAAAGAAAUGGAAGUAAGGGGUGUCCUAUUUGUGAUUGAAACAGAAGAGAAAAAAUGGAAUUUAACUUUUCACUUAGACCAUAAUAAUGCACUUUGUUUAAGCCAGAGAGGUGAUCAAAGAUCAAGAAAGAAGACUUUAAGAAAAAGCAGAAAAAAUAAUAAUAAUAAACAGGUAACAAAGCCUUGAGAGGAUAGCUGCCCAUCUCCAAAUGAUGGCUGGUCAGUUAGACUGCUUGGCUAACAAGAUUUUCUAAAAGACAGUCUAAAAUACUGUAAGAAAGAAGACAAAAUUGCAAAUAAAAUUGAGUGGAACCUUUAUUUGUCUUUUCAGUUAAAUUAGGUGUUCUUUAUGUACAUCAUUUCCAUUCUUUCUUCUCAUUUUGCACCCUUUUCUCAUGGAUCUGCUUCUCCUUCAGGGUCUAGACUCUGUGUCUUCUAUUCAUCCCCUUCCUAACUUUCUGUACAAAAAUAAGAUAGAUUUAAUCAAAUAAAUAAUAAGUUGUCAGAUUGUUAUAGCAAGAACAAAACUACAGUAGAUACCAAGUACCUUCCCUUUUAAUGCUAUAUGAGCAUCUAGUAACCCACAAUAAUCUCUAACUCCUAUUAUUUGGCCCACCUUAAAGAUGCAUACAAGAUCAUUAAACACCAUGGCAGUUUAAAUCAACACAGAAGGUUGUACAACUGAGACCUCAUUUACCACCCCCCCCCCCUAUUGCUAGUAAAUUAAACUGUAAAACUAAGACCAAGCUGCGAGCAUUGAAUGGACAGCGUAAUGAAAACAGAAGCCUAGUCAUGAAUGUAAACAAACAUGAAGAAUAAGCAAUAGUGUUGAAAUGACAGCAUGUACACUGAUGUCUGGUCAAUUUGCAAUGUCAAACAGUCAAAAAUAAUCUUAUGCUGCUGUGAUUAUUGAACUUAUGUGUGGUUAUUAAACAUCUGCUAAAACAAAAACCUUUUUCCCCUCACAAUGUGCCUGGCCUAAAACAAUAAAUAACACCGACACUAUAGAUGUUCAUACAUCUUUUUUGAGCUCGAUUAUGUUUACUAAACUCAUGUGAUGUGGUCAUUGAAUUUUAUGAAUGAGAUCUAAAAUAAUUAUUCAUUAUCGAUACAUUUUGUUUAUUAUUAAUACAGACUUAAACCCUGAGCGAGAUAAUAUAUUUGAUGUGAAAAGGUAAGAACAAGCUUAAAAUUAAGGUCGUCAGUCAUAAAAGAACAGUUUCAUCGCAAAAAAAAACACAACCGGACAAUUUACUAAAUUUUUUAUUUUGCAGAACGAACCAGAGCCCAAAAGAUAUGGUUUGUAUUAAAUAAAAAUACCAACCAUUCAAAUUACGUUCAAGCCAGUGUUAGUAUAAAGCAUUACAGAAAGCUUAAACAAUUUAAAACUAUUUAAACUUGAGCUAUACUUUUAGCGGCCACAAAUGUGUGCCACCAUUUUGAUCAACAAGAGCAUAAGAGCACUUGGGGAAUAUUAUGAUUGUCAAAGGCAAGUUUACUCAUACUUACAUUUCCUGUUAUACGCUCUUCUUAUUCUUCCUAUUCAUCGCCAGUGAACUUUCUUGAAAUACAAAGAAAAUUUCUCUGUUCUUGCCCGCAAGAAGACGUAGCCACAUGCGUAUAGAUUUUCCAAAUCGAAUGUAGCGAUCACCAAGCAAAUCUUCGCGCAUGCUCAGACGUUUGACCGCGGUGGAUAAUAAAGGUCAUAAACUGUCCUCGGUCAAUUAUCUCCAUUCCAGGGAGGGGACAUGUAUAUCUGUCAGCCUUUUAUGACGUCUCUUAUGGGGCCAAUGACCAAGUUAAAUAAACAAAAUUUCCGAAAAUAAAAUUAAGAGAGUUUGUUUCCUUAAUAUUUUUCUUCUUUUAUGUUUAUUAUUACUUAAAUGUAUCUGUAACGAUUCAAAACAAGCUAAACACUUUCCUUACUCCCUUGGUAUUUUCCAAUACAAAUUACAUGACAUAUGUUUCGUCACAAUGAGCCACGCAAUCACCCGUGUGAGCAGAGUUCAAAAUGGGUAUGUUUUCUGUUUUCUGCGUGCUAAUAUCCUAGAAUUUUAACUUAUUUCUCAGGCGAUUGUUAUGUUAUCUACGCAGGGAGCUUCUUUUCUAGUUUAUUUUCUUCGCUGUUUGGUCAGAAAGAGUUGCGAAUCCUUAUCUUAGGGCUUGACGGAGCAGGAAAAACUACAAUUCUAUACCGGUGAGUUGCAUCGCCUAAUUCUUGUGUUUUGUGGAUUGAAGUUCAAUCUAUAAACUCAAAUCAUUUUUGUGCCUUUCAGAUUGCAAGUGGGUGAAGUAGUUACAACGAUACCAAGUAAGAAUAAAAUAUAACAGUAUUAUUCAAGAAUAUCAAUUUUAAGUUGGGUUUUUCAACCUUUAUUCAAAAUUUCUAGUUUUGCAAUAGAUUAAAUGUAAUUUGUUUUCUACAAAGGUGCUAGGAAAAUUAUGAAAACUAACAAAUUUUAGCGUCGAUUGUCGGUAACUGACAAGCAAGUUCAAUUAAAGACUCGUGUUAAGUUAUAAAGAUCAAUGUGUUUUGGUGCAAAAAUUUAGUAAACGUUUCAGAUUUCAAUGUAUUUUGUACUAUUUUUGGUGUGACUUAAUUGUGUUAUUUUCUUCGUUUUGCAGCAAUAGGAUUUAAUGUUGAGACAGUUACCUACAAGAAUCUUAAAUUUCAAGGUAAGGGGAAAUGCUUUAACUUUAUUUAUUAUAUAGACACAAGUGUUUUACUGGAAAAUAUACCACUCGUAAAAUUCAUAAAAACUACAUCCAGGACCCGAGUGGUUUAUUUUCUAUAAUCUCACACGUGAGUUUAUCGUUGACCUAAUUUCGGUCAUUUCUCUUUAUUAUUUUAUCGAUGUCUUUUUGUCUAUAUAACAAAAAGAACAUUACACGGCAACUUGAAGAUAUGAAUUUUAUUUUCUUGUGGCAAAAAGAAUAUUUUACUCACUCGCUGCGCUUGUUCAUAAAAUAUUGUUUUGCCACUCGAAAAUAAAAUUCAUAUCUUCACGCCACCGUGUAAUAUCCUCUAUAUAGAGAAAUUUUAAAAGCCAAACACAGGUUAUAAACUUAAGUUAAACACAAGAGGGAACAUGACAAAAAAAAAAAUGUAAUUUUGAUGUAAAGUUGAUGUCCGAACCUACAGCUGCAAGUGAGUCAAGGUUAAGAACAAAUUCAAAGUAACAAUGUUUGCUAUUGACGAAGCAACUAUCAUACAAAUUAAAGUGACCAUUGCAUUGCCAUUCCGAUCAUGUUUGACAUAAUAGUCAUACAGUGGCAGAGAAAUCCACCAAAAUAGUGUGUGCACAUUCAGAUUUUUUUUGUUUUGCUGAUUAAACCUAUGGCUUUUUUAUUUAAUUGCUUGCGUUGUCAUUGUCAUAGUUGCUCAAGCUCGCUAGGAGUGUUACCAUGCAGCCAGUGCAAAACAAUUCUUGAUAAAAAUAUGCCCAAUGAAAAUAACAUCCAUACAUACCCAUAGAGAGGCUGUAGGUUACAUGUAAGUCUCAGGGGCUGUGAGAAAAACAUUCCAAGCACAUGAUCAAUCAACUAGGGUGCUGGUGUUCCUCUGUUACAAGUUAUGGUUGAUUAACAGGCCAAGUAAAACAGCACUAGAGAGGAAAAUACAUGUCUGAAGGAGCCGCUCACCUCUAAGAAUGAUGUCCAUAUCCACUGGAAAUUUUCAUCAACACUCCAUAAUCUUAUUUCAUUGGCAUGGACAAAUGUUAUAUUUACCACCCAGGGGUGUCAAUUUUGAGACAGUAUUAUAUUAGCUGGCAUUGAUAAUUUUUUUUAAGGUAUAUACAAUUAAGUUAAGUAACAAAAGCUCAGAGGUACAUUUAUCACAGCUGCCAACUUCUUCCUUGAAAUUAUUAUUUUUUACUUGCCUCAACUCUCUGUCAGUUUCACCGUCCAAGAUGGCGGGAGAGCAUUUGUCCUAAAAAUAACAUCAAUGUUUACACUACAAAAUAUGCCUACUUUGCAGGCUAAUAGUUUCUGAAAUGUUCAGCUCUUUACUCUUAAAGGCAAUGGGACAACUCCAGCAGAGGCACUUUUAGAUUUUAAUGCCUUAAUUUGUAUCUACUAAUUUUACCCCUAAAAGCUAUACCAAAACCACCAUCUAUUUAUAGUCCCCACGCAUAAUAAUGUGUGUACUACAUACUGUAGUAAGAAGAAAAUCAACCUCUGUGCACCAGUGAGGGUACAUUUGCCAGCAUCAUGCACAACAAGUUCAAACUCUUCCCAUAACCAUUUGUAUCUUUGAUGCACUGCAAAAUAAUGAUAUUGUUUUCCUUUAUAGAAAACACUGACCUUACAAAAAGCUUACAUGUAUAUUUUGUCCUUUGUUUCAUGUGAACUGUACAGUUUGGGAUCUAGGAGGUAAGAAAGUUUUGUUCAUUUUGAUGAACAGUGGUUAAUUUUCCAUUAAAAUACAAAAUUUUUUUGAAGUCAUUUUAUGUGCUGACUGAUUUUUUUAAUUUUGAUGUUUAAUUUCUUUUUUUCAGGUCAAACAAGCAUAAGGCAAGUGUCUUUUUAUUAUAGAAUUGUUGUUUUGAACAUUUUGAAGGUAGAUGAAAUACAUUAGCUGUUUACUUUAUUCUUUUUAUCUAUUUAGUUAUUUAUACAUCAGUUUCACUACUGUCACAUGCUCUCCUCUUAAAAUAAAGUUUAUUGAUUGAUUGAUUGAAAAAUCCCGGGUUGUUUUGUAAAAUCCUUGAAAAUAGAUAGCACCAUGCAAACAUUCUGUCAAAAAGGUUUCAUUUGAAUGGUAACAUCAUAGGAUUUGGGCAAAAGAAUCAAAAGUUAGAUCUACAUAUAUAGUAUAUAGCUACUAAAAUAAAUAACACCAUACAAAAUUUGUCAAAAAGGUUUAAUUUAUUUGAAUGUUAACAUAAUAGGAUUUGAAAGUAUGGGUUUAAACUAAAGUCUAGGACAACCAGAUUUUUCUGAGUUUCAUUGUAUUUUUAUCUUUGCAGACCUUACUGGAGAUGUUACUAUUCCAAUACAGAUGCUAUAAUAUAUGUGGUUGACAGUGUGGACAAGGACAGAAUAGGCAUUUCAAAACAAGAAUUAAUUGCUAUGUUAGAGGUAUGAGCCAUCUCAGUGUUAAAGGUUCUUUUUCUUCCAGGAGAUACACACAGCCAUUAAUUUUCCUGUUGGGGUUUCAGAUUCAGGGCUUCUGAUAUUUUGCGGAAAAAAAAGCAAAAUUUCGCGGGAUUUUCAGGGGCAAAUAUUCGCGGAAAAAUCGGACGAUUUCGCGGGAAAAAAGUCAAAAUUCGUGAAAAAAUCGGCCGAUUUUGCGGGAUUUUAUCGGAAAAAAGUCAAAUUUCGGAGGAUUUUGGGUUAAAUUCUUAGAAAAAUCGGCCAAUUUCACGGGAAAUUUCGGGGGGAAACUUCGCCAAGAAACAAUCAGUAAAAAACAGCCGAUUUUGCUGGAUUUUUUUUUUGGCAAAUUUCGCUAAAAUCGAUCAAUAAUUCUGCAUCGAUAUGACCAGCGUUGUUUAACGUUGUUUUUUUAACAGGGAUAAUCAUUUGCUCUUUCAACAACAGUUUGCUCGAGAAUUGAGCGAAUGCUAAAGCUAUUAACAUUAUGGUUAGUGCCCAGUUUUUCGCAACAUUAAUCUAAGAACGCCUGGUAGUUUUGGGACGUUGUUUAUUCGUUGCAUUGACGAAGAUUCAAGAUAAAUUUGGAUGUUUAGGGUGAAUAAAACAGGUCUAAUGGCCAAGAUAAGUAUUAAAUAUGUUUUGCCGACAAGUAUUUGGAAAUAUUUGUGGCGGAUUUCGCGGUAUUUCGCGUUUUUGGGGUAAUUUCGCGGGAUUUCGCGGAAAUACCUGAAUUUCGCGGGUCCGCGACCGCGCGAAAUAUCAGAAGCCCUGCAGAUUAGGUCUUAAGUUUGAGUUUAUACCCCUGAAAAAUGGCUGCCUCCAAAACCUUUUGUCAGAAAGACAAACUGCUGUUUUCUACACCCUCCUCCCUGCCUCUUUCUGCCACAAAAACUGAAGGUAGUCACCAUGAGUAUAUCGUUACUGCCAACUGGAAUUUGCCACAAAGACAAAUAUCAAACAAUUUGAUGGAAUUUCGUGAAUAACCUUUACGAACCACAUGCACUCUAGAACUGAUUAACAGCAAAAAUGUACUGUUGAUUCAACAUUUAUGAUAAAUGUUGUAUUGAUAAUGCCUAAAAACCUAAAGUUCCACCAUGCUUCUCAAAGAAGUCUGUCUUUGUUUGCAACCCCACAAGAAUCCACUGAGACUAAAUUUUCAGACCACACUACCUAAAGUUGCUUGUUCAACUAGACAGUAAAAUAGUAAACACUUAAAGUCACUGAUCAGAUUAAUUGUCACCUAACUUUGUAAAGUUAGAUGUAAAAAUUGUUGGUACAUUGAUCAUAUUUUCAUCAUUUGUCUUUCACAGGAAGAUGAACUUAAAAAAGCAAUUCUAGUGGUUUUUGCCAAUAAACAGGUAAGAGCUAGUGAUUUUAAACUCUGGUCAAAAUGGAGAAUGUUAAGGCUAGUGUGCAGGUCGGAGAAAGUUUGAGGAUUUCAUUAGUGAGAUUUUUUUUUCUUAUCACGAAGGAUAUGGAAGGUGCCAUGUCAGCUUCUGAAGUAUCUAAUGCACUUGGUCUUUCUGCGCUGAAGAGCCGAACAUGGUCCAUAUUUAAAACCUCUGCAACCAAGGGAGAAGGUCUUGAUGAAGCAAUGGAAUGGUGA
Porites evermanni is the source of this 7870-nucleotide messenger RNA. The record is from the annotation of a GenBank genome assembly. Lineage: Eukaryota; Metazoa; Cnidaria; Anthozoa; Scleractinia; Poritidae.